Chenopodium quinoa (quinoa) is the source of this 1226-nucleotide messenger RNA. Its product is annotated as monothiol glutaredoxin-S1-like. The record is from RefSeq and is a predicted model, not a curated record. The transcript has a single exon. The coding region runs from base 530 to 838 and encodes 102 amino acids. NCBI's taxonomy places the organism in Eukaryota, Viridiplantae, Streptophyta, Magnoliopsida, Caryophyllales, Amaranthaceae.
UGUAAAUAAAACUAGCAUCGGUUCCAAAGAUAUAUAUUCUGAGCAUCAUGGAGCCCGUACCAUAUUCCAGGUGAUACCUUUGAGCAUAAGUAGACAAAGUAGUCUCUUCGAGUGCUUCAAAAGCAAAAUUUAAACACUACUCAUUAUUUGAUCAUCUGUAGUUCUAUCCAGAUUCCCUUUCUUUACCAUGUCCACAGAUCACUGAUCAGUUCUUUAAACCUCGAGACAACAUAUCCACAGAAUUUCAAGCCUAAAGAGGAUAUAUUGUGGAAUAAACUGAUUUUAUGGAGCAUCAUUCCUUACACUACUUUAAAAUAAAAUAAUAGAGAAGCAAUGUAAAUUACUGAUCCACUCAUACUAUAAAUAGAUGGCAUGUAUGAGGCUCAAAUUAAUCAAAUCGAAGGCAAGAAAAUCCAUUAUCAAAACUCAGCUGCAGUAACACAUUUGAUCCUGAUCUGCCUGCUUCAUUCUGUUUUCAGACAGAGCUAUACAGCGCAGAAGAAAGACAAAGUCAGAUAUUUAGCUAGUAAUGGAUACUGUGAACAGAUUAGUGGAACAAAAGCCUUUGGUAAUCUUCAGCAGAAGCUCUUGCUGCAUAAGCCACUCAGUGAUUAAACUGAUCAGCGGCUAUGGAGCAAACGCAACAAUUUAUCAGCUAGAUGACAUUUCCAACGGGCAAGAAAUAGAUAGAGCACUACAAAGGCUAGGACUUAGGCCGAGUAUUCCUGCAGUUUUCAUAGGCCAAAAACUAGUUGGUGGUGCUAACGAGAUUAUUAGCCUGCAGGUUCAAGGAAGACUCGUGCAAAUGUUGAAAGAGGCCGGAGCUCUAUGGGUUUAGGAUAAGAAUUUGCUGAAAUCUAACAAGAAAAGUAUCAGGCUAUACAUUGAGUUUUGUAACUUAGGAUAAAAAAAUUUCUUCUAAUUCCUUCCAUCCGCAUUUUUGCUUGUAGGAUGGAAGGAUAUUUAUAGAAUGCUCCUAGUGUAAACACUAAGUAGCCGUCUAAAUGUAUUGAGUUAUUAUUUUUCUUUAUGGUAAGUGGAACAUUUCUACCACAAAUGUCGUUCCUCUCUCUUUCCUACAACACAACACACAUAAUUCCUAAAACAUACCAAAUGCAAUUUAAGGAUGAGAGAGAAAAAUACUCUCCAAAUGUCAGCAAGGACAGGGAUGAUAAAUGGAGAGAAACCAAAACCAACCAUUAUAACCAACAAGAACGGUAAAAAAA